Electrophorus electricus (electric eel) is the source of this 1528-nucleotide messenger RNA. RefSeq names its product cholinergic receptor, nicotinic, alpha 8 (gene chrna8). The record is from RefSeq and is a predicted model, not a curated record. Gene Ontology annotation, molecular function: transmembrane signaling receptor activity; acetylcholine-gated monoatomic cation-selective channel activity. Gene Ontology annotation, biological process: monoatomic ion transmembrane transport. Gene Ontology annotation, cellular component: postsynaptic membrane. NCBI's taxonomy places the organism in Eukaryota, Metazoa, Chordata, Actinopteri, Gymnotiformes, Gymnotidae.
AGUUUACUCGGCGCGAGGGCUGUGACAAACUGUCACAAAGAAAAUGCAGAAUCGAAGAUUCCUUGGAAUUCUAUACGUCGCUGUUUUUGUAUGGAUGUCAUUCUGUAUAAGGGACUCUCUGCAAGGUGAACACCAGAGGAAGCUGUACAAGGAGCUGUUGGCCAACUACAACCGACUGGAGAGACCUGUGGCCAACGAUUCCGCCCCACUGGUAGUGGAACUGGGAAUCACACUGCUGCAGAUCAUCGAUGUGGAUGAGAAGAAUCAAGUGCUUAUAACCAAUGCUUGGCUACAACUGGGCUGGACAGACGUGUAUCUGAGCUGGAAUCCUGAUAACUACCCAGGUGUGAACAAUCUGCGCUUCCCCUCCAAUCAGAUCUGGACCCCAGACAUCCUCCUCUACAACAGUGCUGAUGAGAGGUUUGACGCCACCUUUCACACUAAUGUUCUGGUGAACUCAUCUGGAGCAUGUCAGUAUAUACCACCAGGCAUCCUGAAGAGCACAUGUUACAUCGAUGUGCGUUGGUUCCCGUUUGAUGUGCAGAAGUGUGACCUGAAGUUCGGCUCCUGGACGUACAAUGGCUGGUUGCUGGACCUGCAGAUGCAGGAAGCAGAUAUCUCUACAUACAUCCCCAACGGGGAGUGGGACUUAGUGGGGGUCCCAGGGAAACGGAACGAGUUGUAUUACGAGUGUUGCAAGGAGCCGUACCCGGACGUGACGUACACGGUGACCAUGCGGCGGCGGACGUUGUACUACGGCCUCAACCUGCUCAUCCCCUGCGUGCUCAUCUCCGGCCUCGCCCUGCUGGUCUUCCUGCUGCCUGCCGACUCCGGAGAGAAGAUCUCGCUGGGCAUCACUGUGCUGCUCUCGCUCACCGUCUUCAUGCUGCUGGUGGCCGAGAUCAUGCCGGCUACGUCUGACUCGGUCCCUCUCAUAGCGCAGUACUUUGCGAGUACAAUGAUGAUCGUGGGCUUGUCCGUGGUCGUCACGGUGCUCGUCCUACAGUUUCACCAUCACGAUCCACAGGGAGGCAAAAUGCCAAAAUGGGUGCGAGUGAUCCUGCUGAACUGGUGCGCCUGGUUCCUGCGCAUGAAGAAGCCGGGCGAGGACAGCGGGACAGCGUACAAGUACGCGCGCUCGCCGCUGCACCACGCCAGCGCCGGCAGCAUCCAGCUGACCACCGUGGCCGGCCCGCCGUCGCCGGCCACGAACGGCCACGCCAACCUCUAUUUCGGCUUCCUCGCCGGCGAGGGCCCGCCCAGCGGCGACUCGGGCGUGUCGUCGGCAGGCGAGCGGCGGGAGGCGGCGCAGGAGCUCCAGCGCAUCCUGGCCGAGGUGACGUACAUGGCGCAGCGCUUCCGCGCCCGGGACGAGGCGGAGGCGGCGCGCGGCGAGUGGAAGUUCGCGGCGGCCGUGGUGGACCGCCUCUGCCUCGUCACCUUCUCGCUCUUCUCCAUCGUCUGCACCUUCGCCAUCCUCAUGUCGGCGCCCAACUUCAUCGAGGCCGUCGCCAAGGACUACACGUAG